AUGAAUGUUAACGAGGACGGCGAGGGUUCGCGUUACCCAAUCACUGAUCGGAAAACCGGAGAAACGAAAUUCGAUGGGGUUGCGAGUCGGACCGAGAGGCAUAGUGGAGAAGAUAAAGCCAAUGGGAUCACUUCGGAUGUGAGAAAUGGGAGUGGAGGCGCUGGGCAAGGUUCAGCUGGACUGCAAAUUCCACAGUCGCAACAAACAGCGGCCACUGUUUGCUGGGAAAGGUUUCUUCAUGUGAGAACCAUAAGAGUCCUGCUUGUGGAAAAUGAUGACUGCACUCGUUAUAUCGUUACUGCGCUUCUUCGUAAUUGCAGCUAUGAAGUUGUUGAGGUAGCGAAUGGUGUACAAGCUUGGAAGGUUUUAGAAGAUCUAAACAAUCAUAUCGAUAUUGUGUUAACGGAGGUAGUCAUGCCUUACUUAUCUGGUGUCGGCCUCUUAUGCAAGAUUCUGAAUCAUAAGUCUCGUCGGAACAUCCCUGUCAUCAUGAUGUCAUCACAUGACUCAAUGGGGCUGGUCUUUAAGUGCUUAUCAAAAGGAGCAGUUGACUUUCUCGUUAAGCCGAUUAGAAAAAACGAGCUUAAAAUUCUUUGGCAACAUGUUUGGAGAAGAUGUCAAAGCUCUAGCGGCAGUGGGAGCGAGAGUGGAACACAUCAAACUCAAAAGUCUGUGAAAUCAAAGAGUAUUAGAAAAUCUGACGACGAUUCAGGAAGCAGUGGUGAGAAUGAAAAUGGGAGCAUUGGCCUGAAUGCUAGCGAUGGAAGUAGUGAUGGGAGUGGCGCUCAGGGACGCUUUACUAACCAAUUCUAUUUUCAGAGCUCUUGGACGAAAAAAGCUGUGGAGGUUGAUGACAGUCCACGAGCGGUAUCUCCAUGGGAUCGAGUUGAUAGCACUUGCGCACAAGUGGUACAUUCGAACCCCGAGUUUCCCAGUAAUCAUUUGGUUGCGGCAGCUGCUGAGAAGGAGACUCGAGAACAUGAUGAAAAUUUUGAAGAUGUCACAAUGGGUAGAGACUUGGCCAUUAGUAUUCGUAGAAAUUGCGAUCUUGCACUGGAGCCAAAAGAUGAACCCCUAACUAAAACUACUGGCAUUAUGAGACAGGAAAAUUCAUUGGAAAAGAGCUCUAGUAAAUCGAAAAUGAAAGUUGGAAAAGGACCAUUAGACCUCAGUAGCGAAAGCCCUUCAAGCAAACAAAUGCAUGAAGAUGGAGGCUCGGGUUUCAAAGCUAUGUCUAGCCACCUUCAAGAUAUCAGAGAACCCGAGGCACCUAACACACACUGCAAAACUUUAGAUACGAGUGAAGCUGCCGUCAAAAAUUCCGAUGAGCUAAUGCACGUGGAACAUAGUUCAAAGAGGCAUAGAGGAAUUAAAGAUGAUGGGACAGUGGUUAGAGAUGACCGGAAUGUGCUGAGACGUUCAGAGGGUUCAGCUUUCUCAAGGUAUAAUCCAGCCUCAAAUGCCAAUAAGCUUUCUGGCGGGAACUUGGGAAGCAAUUCUCUUCAUGAUAAUAAUAAGAGCCAAGAUCUUAUAAAAAAGACUGAAGCGGCAUGUGAUUGUCACUCAAACAUGAAGGAGUCUCUCCCCAAUAAUCAACACUCACGCGUCGGUAGCAAUAACAUGGAAAUGAGUUGCACAACGGAGAACAACGCUUUCACGAAACCAGGAGCUCCAAAAGUAAGCUCAGCAGGAUCUUCAUCAGUCAAGCAUUCAACGUUUCAGCCUCUGCCUUGUGACCAUCAUCAACAUCACUCCUCCUAUAAUAAUCUUGUUAACGUCCCUGAGCGGAAGCUGGCGCCACAAUGUGGAUCCUCAAAUGUGUACAAUGAGGCGAAUGAAGGUAACAACAGCACAGUGAAUUACAGUGUGAAUGGAAGUGUGUCAGGUAGUGGUCACGGAAGCAAUGGCCCAUAUGGAAGCAGCAAUGGCAUGAAUGCUGGAGGGAUGAAUAUGGGAAGUGAUAAUGGUGCUGGCAAAAGCGGAAGUGGCGAUGGUAGCGGAAGUGGAAGUGGAAGUGGAAGUGGAAGCGGGAAUGUGGCUGAUGAAAAUAAGAUCUCUCAGAGAGAAGCUGCUUUGACAAAGUUCCGUCAGAAGAGAAAAGAGAGGUGCUUCAGGAAGAAGGUACGAUACCAAAGCCGGAAAAAGCUAGCGGAACAACGCCCUCGUGUCCGUGGACAAUUCGUCCGUAAAACUGCUGCUGCAACGGACGAUGACGACAUAACAAACGCCGAGGAUAGCUAA
Molecule: messenger RNA, 2241 nt
Organism: Thlaspi arvense
Lineage: Eukaryota; Viridiplantae; Streptophyta; Magnoliopsida; Brassicales; Brassicaceae
Source: the annotation of a GenBank genome assembly